Scatophagus argus is the source of this 3568-nucleotide messenger RNA. RefSeq names its product coiled-coil domain containing 39 (gene ccdc39). The record is from RefSeq and is a predicted model, not a curated record. NCBI's taxonomy places the organism in Eukaryota, Metazoa, Chordata, Actinopteri, Scatophagidae. The coding region runs from base 249 to 3113 and encodes 954 amino acids. Gene Ontology annotation, cellular component: axoneme. Gene Ontology annotation, biological process: cilium-dependent cell motility; inner dynein arm assembly; cilium movement. The transcript is spliced from 20 exons.
GUGAGUAUAGUGUGAGCUAUCUAGCAGUAGCCUUCUCUCUGGCCUCGCGCUGCCUCCUCGCGGUGGCAGCAUUUAAAGGCACGUGUGGUUGCUAAGGGCCCCUGACAACAGACAACGUCUGCAACAUUCACAACAAACCGGGGAGAGGAACAGUUCGAAGCGGCAUUUGAUUACAUAUUCGGAAGCAAUUAUCUCACUGAAUUACUGCUUUAUUACUUUGUAGAGAACUUGUCGAGCAGUGCGAGAUAAUGUCGGGUAUUCUUAACACAGUUUUAUCUGAGAUGAACUGGGACGAGCGCUUUGCUAUUCCCGAACCCAACGCUGAAAACAAGGCUUUGAUAGAAGAGAUUCGUAAGAAAGAGACGGAGUUGGUGCAGCUGGAAAACAAACUCGAGAGAAACAAGGAUCAAAAGCAGUACAUGACCGAAUACCUCAAAAAUGCUAAACAAGAGCAGGAAAACACAGAGGCUCUGUGCAGGGCAAUGGAAAGAGAAGAAGAGUUAGAGAAACACCUCACAGCACUCGUGGAAAGGGAGACAGGCCGCCUGGCACAGGAGACUGCGAAGAUGGAGAAGGAAAAUCGAUCUCUGGCAGAGAGGAGGAACAUGUUAGAGAACCAUAUCUUCAAGGCCAAACAGAAGCUAGAGGAGUUCAGGAAACAGAUGAAGUGGGACCAGCAGACUAUGGAUGCCUUUAUAGAGGAGUCAGCUCACAAACAUGAGGACACAAUGGCCAUCAUCAAGUACGCCCAACAAGAUGAUCAGAGGAUCAAGUCACUCACUCUGGCUAUAGAGAAGAAAACGCUGGAGGCAAAAGAAAAGCGCAAAGCACUUGACAAAGAAUUGACAGAGACUUUAUCUGCACAGAUUGCUUUGGAUAAAACUACAGAAAAUCUACAGCAGGCCCACCUGGAGACACAGCAGCUCAUCCACCAAUGGGAAAACACUAUCAAGCAGAUGAAGCAACGGGACGCUGAGAUGCAGCAGUGUGCACUGCAACUUGCCCAAGCCAAUCAGAACAUCAGGGGAAAAAAUGCCACCAUUACAGAGAUGAAGCACUUGUUGGAGACUCAGAGGAAGAACAACAAUGAAACUGAGAGGAAGAUAAACAUGUCCAAUCGACAGGCCGUUAAGCUACGACAAGAUUUGAAGGAGAAGGAGGAUGACUGCAGCAGACUCCAGGAUGAGCUGGAUAGCUGCAAAGUUACACUGGACAGAACAACCUCUGACGUGCAGUCGAUGAUAUCCCAUAUAUCUGGACUGAAGAAAGACAUCGAGGAUAACAAUAAAAAGCUCAAGGAGGCCAGCGCCUACAAUGUUGCUCUAGAAGAGAAGCUGAAGGUUGUGACUCAGACUGCCCUCAGUGAGGAGGAGAGAGCUGCACAGAUGGACCAGUUCCUCAAGGAUGAGGAACUGGCAAUCAAAGAGUUGGAAGUCCAGCUGCGUGAUCGCAGGAAGGAGCUUUUUUGUCGUAAAGAGCAUUUGCAGGCCCUCAAGACAAAGGAGAAGGAUUCUAUUGCCCAAGUUUCGAGGAGUAAAUCCACCAUCACCAGCCUGGCCAGCCAGCUCAUAAAACAGGAGAAAGAAUUAAUAAGGCAGCAGACGACCAUGACAAGACAGGACUCUCAGAUCAUCCUCCUGGGUAAAAAACUUGCACAGCUGCAAGGUGACAUUAACUCAGAUGAAAAGCAAGCACUAGACAUGAAGAUUGCUGAGCUGACUGAAGCCCUGGAGGAGAAGAAGAAGACAGCCAAUAUGCUUACCAAUACGCUCAAAGAGUCUGAGGAUGAUAUUCGCUAUAUGAGGAAAGAAAAGGAAAAGUCUGAAGUUCAAAAAAGAGAUCUGACCAACAAGGUAGAGGAGCUCAGGCUCCUCUGUAACACCAGUGAAAAUGAACUGAAGAGACUCAGGCUCAGGAAGCAGGACAAAAUGGUGGAGCACAACAUAGUCAAGAUGGAGGUGAAGCGUGUGAGAGAUCUGCUGUACAACAAGGCGGACAACAUGUUGUCUCUGGAGAAGAGAAAGCUGGAGCUGCAGAAAGCCAUGAAGGAGAGGGAGGAUGAGAUCAAGGUCAACAGAGAAAUGCUCAACCAGCAGCUUAAGAUCAGUGAGCAAGAGAGACAGAGACUCAGUGCUGAACUGAAUGAGAAACUGUCAAAGAUCGACAUGUUGAAGAAGCGCUUUGAAGUCUUGACACUUUCAAUGGCAGCUCCUGAAGGGGAAGAGGAGAAACCGCAGGCUUACUACAUCACAAAGGCUGCACAAGAGAAAGAGGAGCUCAGGCGCAAGGGAGACAGUCUGGAUGCUAAAAUACACAAGACAGAGCUGGAGAAUAAAGCUCUGGAAAAUACCAUUCAGCUGUUCAACUACAGUAACUCAGCAUUUCGCAAAUCUCUCAACAAAGCUAAUGAAUCCAGUCCAGAGUACCAAGAAAAACUCAAGUUAGAACAGCAGCUGAGGGUGGCUGAACAGACACUAAAGCAUAAGAAAAGACAGGUCCAAGAGCUCCAACAGGACUUACAGGACAAGAACAAUACCAUGGAGACUCUGCUUCAAGAAGAGGAAGUGGAGAAAGAUAAGAUAGAGCACAAAAAGUCGCUCGUCAGUAAACUGAACAAAGAAAUCGCUUCCCAGCAAGAGAAAAUUGACAGAGCAAGAAAGCAGUGUUCAAAGUUGGUCAAAGAGAUCCGCUCAGCAAAAAACUCCAAGACUGAGACUUUUGAGGAGAAGGACAUAAAGCUGAGGGAGUUGAAAGAAUUCAACAAGAGCAUUGACAGGAUGCUAAAUGAGGCCAUGAAGGACAAUCCUGAUCUCAGAUCAGUGUUGGAGAAAUACUUCCUGGAGGCCAGUCUGUCCCUUCCAUCUCCGUCUUCCACUCCCUCCAGCAAUCGGAGUUCAAAGACAAACUCUGCCUGCUGUUCUGCCCCUCUCAGGUCUCCUGCGUCCUCAGCCAGCAGCAGCCCCAGGGCCUCCUCACUUCACUCCCCGGUACUGAAGACUGUAAAACUAGACUUGGAUCUGACUGGGACUUCCCCUCCUCUCACCACCUCCAAAGGUUCCAGCUCUGCAUGCAGCAGCAGGAGCAGCAGCAGCAGAAAGUUAAAGAGCCCAUAGUGUGUUGUUCCUCUGUCUGAUGGCUGAUUUUGACUUUAUUGUUUAUUUGCUGAUGUAGAGAAAAACCAUAAACACUUCGGCCUACAAGAGAAAGGGGGAUAUAGUCACUUAAAGUUAGUUAUAGUUAUAUGAAUACAUGUUUUAUCUCAUACAAUUCUGAAAUGUGUUGUAAAAAGAGGUUCGGGGUAGUUUAGUUGUGGUGUUGUUCUGUACUUUGAUGCAUUAAAAAGUCUGUUAUUGUCGUCACGUGUAGUCACGAUAUUUAUUCCUGUAAAUCUAAUGUUUCCAGUGUGCUCACAAUUUAUAUGUUGUCAGACUUAAACGAAAAUCUGAAUAGACUUUUUCUCCCUUUAUAUUAAAAGCAGAAACAACGUACUGGUCUUUUCUUUCCUGUUCUAUAGAUAUUUUUAUCUUUAAAAUGUAACUUACUCCAAGUCAUCUCAAUAAAAAGCAGC